This is a messenger RNA of Fusarium mangiferae, 1725 nucleotides long. RefSeq lists its product as uncharacterized. The transcript is spliced from 2 exons. The record is from RefSeq and is a predicted model, not a curated record. Gene Ontology annotation, biological process: regulation of DNA-templated transcription. Lineage: Eukaryota; Fungi; Ascomycota; Sordariomycetes; Hypocreales; Nectriaceae. The coding region runs from base 1 to 1725 and encodes 574 amino acids. Gene Ontology annotation, molecular function: zinc ion binding; DNA-binding transcription factor activity, RNA polymerase II-specific.
AUGGUAGAGGCGGCUAAACCCAAGAGAACGAGGACCAAUGUUAAACAGUCCAAGUUUGGCUGUUUCACCUGCAAGGCUCGACGAAUCAAGUGCGAUGAAAGCAAACCGGCUUGUCAGCGCUGCUUGAUCUCGAAGCGAGAAUGCCAAGGGUAUCCCCGAGGUGCACAUCCAGACUCGGAAAGCACUACAUCGACUACUUUAUCACUCGUGUCCGCCUCUUCUUCGCCCUCAGACUCCUCAUCACCAUCGCCUACAGCAGUCAUCUCAACGUUGAGAUCGCUCGCUUUCAACCCAUACUCCCUAUCGAGUCCCUUUGUCGAUCUCGGCUGUACGGUUCUGGUCCAAAGUCCCCGUCGUGCAAGAAACAACGUCGAGCAAACAUUCUGGUCCCGCACCGUCCCCCAACUAGCCCAAUCCAUCCCAUCCGUGCGUGCCGCCAUCGAAGCGUUCGGCACAUCCUACAGCGAAUAUGUCCUCAGAGGCACAUCCUCACGACCUGGUUUCGAAACGACGAAGCGCUACUCACAGGCUUUGAGAAUGGUGCAGCAAGACCUUGUCACCCUGCCGAACGGUCCCAUUCCAUGUGUCGUUGCGUGUUUGUUUCUCGGUUUUGUUGAAGCCUUGCAGCAGAGACUUAACAAGGCACUUGUGCAUCUUCAGGGCACCUUCUCCCUCAUGAUGUCACUGACUGACAAACAACUUCUUACAGAGGUUGACACUGAUAGUCUUGUGUUGCUCUUGAAGAAGCUUGAUCUCCAUGUCGCUACAUAUGCCGUAUCACAUCCCCCGAACCUUCCCAUGAAGCCAUUCGUUAUGGGUGAGAUAUUGCAAUCCUAUCCGCCAGAUGGCUCUCUAUUCAAGAUUCUACACUCGACCUACCAUUUCACCGCCAAAGCCUUCCGAUACAAGUACACCAGUCGCCGCACUAUUCCACCAGAACUUCUUAUAGAACAGGGGCGACAGCUUGCCAACUUGAAGCAAUGGCUGUCACUCAACGAGGUUUCAUCCACUUCCGAUACCGAACAACACGAAUCGCUGAUUGUUCUCCGCUCCCAAUGCCUCGCCGCGCUGAUUAACGCAGCUACUAUUCUCGAGCCACGUGAAACAGCCUACGACUGCUACGGCCCGGAGUUCGAAGAAAUCAUCACGUCAAUUGGAGCCCUGUUAUUGAGCAAAGGUCUCCGAGGUGCGCCAAGACGCGAGACCUCGGGCUGGCUACCGUCAUUCGUGCCUGAAAUGGGCAUAAUCCACCCAUUGUAUUUCACAGCAAAGAAAUACAGAAGCCCGUUCUGGCGUCGCAAAGCCUUGACCCUCAUACUGAAAAGCGGAAAGGAGGGCCCAUGGUGCGCUGAGACGGAAGGGUCCUUGAUAGCAGCCAUCAUCAACGCGGAAGAAGGGGCUUUCGAUAAAGAGUCGCUCCAUUUGGGACACACAUUGGAUCAAAGUCCCGCUUGUAUACCAGAAGAGAAGAGAUUCAGUCACGUCUGGGCGAGUGAUCCCGAAGGCGAAAAUGGGGAAUGCACGCAUUAUACGAGAAAGAGAUAUACGAGGACCAUGAUGUACAGAUGUCGGGAUGUAGAAGCAUAUAUGCGAGAUAGAAAAGGACAGAUCCCGAGAGGCAUUCCCUGGGUGGACCCUGAGCUCUGUGAGAUUGAUACUGAGUGGUGGACUGAACUGGAGGAACCUUUAGAGAUAAUAUUUUCAGUUAGAGAAGGGUCAACAUGA